ACUCUGUCGUAUCACCUCGCCCAAAAAAUCCCCAUUCCCCUUGAUCUCGCGAUAAUGGAGGAACUAAUGGAUGACAACGGAUGGUCGCUGCCGGCGGCGAUCGCCAGGGUCGUCGGCAAGCUGCGUCUCUACCUGGGGAACAUCGGCGACUCCCACAAGUACAAGGGAACCAUGAAGGUUCUCGAUUCGCUGGAGGACAAGCUCAAGAUCCUCCAUGGCGAGAACCUGCUGCGUGUCGACGCCGACAGGGACGAAGAGAUGGCCGCGUGGCUGCGGCAGGUGAAGGAGGCCGCCGCCGAAGCGGAGGAGCUGGUCAAGGCCAUGGAGGCCGAGGCGGCGGCCGGCGAGUCUAGCAACCUCCUCCUCAGGGUGAAGUACACCGUCGGUAAGCUCGUUGGCGCGUGCUGUGAAGUCGAAUCGCUUCUCGCCGUGCCGGACCUGGACGUGGAUCGCCUGGAAAGCCGGGGAGAUGAUAUCGCCUCUUUGACCCCUGACCAACCCUUUGUUGUUGGGCGAGAUGAGGAAAUAGGCAUCAUAUUGGACAUGGUACUGAAUGAUGCCUGUUUCGUGGCAGAUGAAUCAGGCGAGGGCAGAGCCAGUGCUGAUGGAUCACGGAUUUCUCAGAAAGGAUGGAUCAUCGAGGCCCUCCGGAGCAUAGAUCUAUCUGACCAGAGAAAGCAAGCUGCAGAAGCUGCUGCCUGCCAGAAAGAAAUGGGCAGCAGAGUGAAAUAUACCAGGGUACAAAACGGGAGUGUUAGUAGAAUGUGCAAUCCAACUAUCAUUCCCAUUGUUGGAGUAGGUGGAGUGGGCAAAACAGCCCUUGCUCAGUUCAUCUACAACGAUAGCAGGGUCCAGGAGCACUUCAGCGGUCAGUCUGCCUGGGUCUAUUUUACUGACAGCAUUAGAAAAGAAGAACUGAUGGCGCAAAUCUUCGUGUCAUUGCAACCUGAGCACAAUAUUCUGGAUCAUGCUUUCAGUCUAAACAGCCUCCGUAUUCAACUUCAGAGUGUCACAGAAGGCAAGAAAUUUUUGCUUGUUCUUGAUGAUGUAUCUGAUGAGAUUCGUGCAAUAUGGGGUGAUUUAAGGAGUGCACUGAAAAAAGGAGCACCUGGAAGUGUUGUCUUGGUAACAACCCAAAUGUAUAGUGUGGCCAGCUUUGUGGGUACUACAACUCCGAUAUUUUUGGAUUCUCUUCAUUGUGAUGACCAGUGGAAACUUUUUAAGCAUCAUGCAUUUGCUGGUGAUCAAUGUACAGAAGCUCUGGAAUCAAUUGGUAGAAAAAUAGUAGAUAAAUUUCAUGGAUCUCUUUUGGCAGCGAAAUUUAUUGGGGCAUCAUUAAGAAAUUGUUUACAUGAAGCACAUUGGGGGAGACUCUUAGAAAGUUGGUGGUGGAAUAUUUCAAGCAGCAGCUUUGAUAUUCACAUAAUAUCAUCUCUCGGAAUUUGUUACAGUGAAUUACCUGCAUAUUUGAGGCAAUGCUUGGUGUUUUGUUCAAUCUUUCCUAGAAAUUAUUUAUUUGAAAAAUAUGAGUUGAUCCAAAUGUGGAUAGCUAAUGGUUUUGUUGAACUGGACAACACUACUGGUCCAAGAAUACUGGAGGAUAUAGCUGGUGAAUGGUUUGAUGAACUAGUCAAUAAAUGCUUCCUGCAACCGACUGUUUGGAAGGUUUGGUAUAUUAUGCAUAGUUGGCUUAGAGACUUUGUGAUUGCCUUAUCUUCUAAUGAAUAUCGGGGUGUUGAUUCUACUCUGGGAGAUCUUCCACUGAGUGUCCGCCAUUUAUCCAUAGAUAUGGAUGUUAUGAAUGUAACAUGGACUGACUAUGGCAUUAAACAGUUGCGGUCAUUAAUAUUAUUCAGUGGCUUCUGUCAUACCAACUCUAGCAAAGGCUUCAACAAUGUUGACAUCAUUUUGGAUAGCAGUUAUGAUGCUGUUGAUAGCAUUUCUGAGAGAUCUUACAACACUACUGACAAUGACACCAUUGACAACAUUUCUGAUUGGUCUUCUUUCACUUUUGAGGAUGAAGUUGAUCUUGUUGCUAUUAUUUUGAAAAGGUAUUGUGACAUUAUUGGUAGCAUUCUAAAUAGGUCAAGAAGCUUGCGCUUGUUGAGUUUAUCUAACUUGAGAGCAAAUUCAGCAACAGCAUGCGUUGGUGAUUAUCCACUUGAAGAAGAUGGCAUUGCGCAAUUUGUGGAGUUCACUACAGCACAUCAGAUGCUGCCAUAUUUGACUCACCUCAGAUACUUGGAUUUUUCACACAGUGGGAUAACCAAACUCCCUGAUUCAAUAUGUAGCUUGUGCAAUCUCCAAGUUCUUGGUUUGAGAGGCUGUAGAUUCGCUCAACUACCAAGAAGAAUGAACUCACUAGUUGGUCUACGGCACUUGCAUGCAGAUGCAGAUACAGUUGCUUUAAUUCAUGGCAUUGGACAGCUAACCAGGCUCCAGGACUUAUAUGAAUACCGUGUUAAAGCAGAAGAUGGUCACACGCUAAUUGAGUUAAAGGACAUGAGGUAUAUCCAAGGAUCCCUUUGUAUAUCAGAUCUACAAUUGGUGGCUAAUCGAGCAGAGGCAAUUCAAGCUAACUUGGGAAGUAAGGAGAAUGUUAACUGUUUAGUUCUGAAGUGGGACAGAAAUCAGUCUUCUAGAGGUAAACAUAAUCUAUAUGGAAUGAAGUUGAAUCAAUAUGAUAGAGGUCAAAAGGAGCCACUUCAAGCUAGCUUAGUUGAGAAGAUCUCUACUCCUUCAGAUAUGUCAGGAUGUCUGAUCAAUCCACUAGAGAUAAUUAAACCUGAUCAAGACAUGGAGAUAUUAGAGUGUUUGUCUCCACAAAGGAAUCUGCAGAAGAUACAUUUUUUUGGCUACACAGGGUUGGCUUUUCCAGAUUGGGUUGUACAACUCCGUUAUAUAAAAGUCAUUGAGAUAAACCAUUGCACAGAACUCCAGGUACUUCCUCCUUUUGGACAGCUUGAGCAUCUUAGUAAGCUAAUUUUGCAUGAGUUGCCCUCCAUAAAGGAUGUUAGUUCUGAUGUCUAUGGAAACUCAUAUGUGGCCUUUCGAUCUUUGGAAAUCCUGAGUUUUGAGUCUAUGGCAAAAUUAGAAAAAUGGGCAGAUGCAGGGAACGAAGAAAGCUUUUCAAACCUGCAAAACCUGCAGAUUAAUAGAUGUGACAACUUGAGGGAACUACCUUCGAUGUCAUUGGGCUUAGCUACCAGAAGGCUUUCUCUUACGGGUUGUGGAUCAUAUGCUGGAACAGUCUCAAGGUAUUUGGAAAGACUAACUAGCCUCACACACUUAAACAUAAAUGAUUGCUCCCAGAAGUUAAUCCUUCCUUGUCAACACCUGAUACCGUUGGAGUACCUACACCUUUCAAAUUGUAAGGAGCUAUACUUUGAGGGUGGAAUUCUUUGUCUCAACAACCUGAAAAGCUUACAUAUUUCUGGCUGCCGCAAAAUUAUAUCGGAUCUUGAGGAAGAGAUUAACCAACUGUUUUCUAAUUGGGAAAUAAGGUUGGGCAAAGAUCAAUCACUAGUUCUCAAAAGUAGAUUGCUCAAGCUAGCCAAAGAUCUGGGAACAAAAAGGAGGGAGCUCCCCCUUCCUGGUUCUCCACCUAAAGAAGACUGUAUUCAUGCUUUGCAGUCUCUCACUGAACUUACAAUGGAUAACCUUUCCCAGUCUUUAAAUCUUGAUAAUUUUCUUUGCAAGCUUUCAGCACUACGAACUCUGUGUCUCCACAAGAUCCAUGUAAUCUCUCUCCAGCAAGAGAAGUGGCUUGAGCAGAUUACAUCCCUAGAAGAACUUGAGUUUUCUUGUUGCUACGUGCUAAGGCAGCUCCCAUCAAACUUGGCCGCUCUGUCAUCCCUGAAGAAGUUAAAUAUGCAGUCAUGUUUCCAAAUUCACUCGCUACCGUUGAAAGGCCUACCAGGUAACCUAAAAGAGUUACAGAUAUUAGGAUGCUCGCCAAUACUAGAGGCGCGAUGCCAGAAGUUAGAUGGAGAGACAUGGGUGGAGAAGAAGAGAGGUGAAUGGCAGAAAGAGACAAUAAACGAGUACCGACAGAAGAAAACAUGUGAGUUCUGGAAUGGGUGGUUAGAGUAUGAGGAAGAGUGGGUGAAGAGUGCAACAGGGGAUCUGAACGACAAGGGAGGGUGGUUGAAUGAAGAAGAGGACUGGCUGAAGUGUAAUACAGAGGAACUGGAAAAUAACGAAGACGUGUGGCUCAAGAGUAGGGGAGAAGACUGGCCAAAGAUUGCUCAUAUUCCUUAUAUCCGUGUGAAUGGAGAUAUUAUACAGAAUUCUUAUCUCUGAAACUGCAGAGGCAGCUUUCCAAAAAUGUGUAAAGGUGUUAUCCGGACCUAAUUAAAUUAUGGUAGUGUUUAAUCUUUUUUUGUAUGUCUUCUGUCGUUAUAAUUUCCUUUCAUUUGCUCAUGUUGCCGCCUGCCUACUUGGCUACGUGGUUCACUUUUAUUCACCUUGUCACUGAAUUUUUUUUUUGUUUGCCCACUUAUUACUGCGGUAAAUCAAAUGCAAACUAUGGAUACUUGCUGUGCCGUUUAUAUGCCAACCCUAAUUAUGU
Messenger RNA from Oryza brachyantha (malo sina), 4570 nucleotides. RefSeq names its product disease resistance protein RGA2-like. Gene Ontology annotation, biological process: defense response to other organism. The coding region runs from base 55 to 4302 and encodes 1415 amino acids. Gene Ontology annotation, molecular function: ADP binding. The transcript has a single exon. NCBI's taxonomy places the organism in Eukaryota, Viridiplantae, Streptophyta, Magnoliopsida, Poales, Poaceae. The record is from RefSeq and is a predicted model, not a curated record.